AUGGCCGCUUCUUUCGCUCGCCUGGCGGGCAAUGCGCCCAAAAGGCUCUGCCUCCGCCCCUCCUCGCUCAACACAUCUAUUCCUCGUUCCCGCUCGAUAGCCACCUCGGUUCCUCGUCGCCAUGCCGAGCCCACCAGCUACCAAGCCACCAAGCUUGUUCAGACCGAUCCAACCUUCACCCACUUCGCCAACAAGCCUCUGACCGAGGACCCCGAAGCUGCUGGUCUGGAAUCUCAGGCCGAAGGGAUUGACCGCAAGAUCCGUCAUUACACUGUCAACUUCGGUCCCCAGCAUCCCGCUGCUCACGGUGUGCUCCGGUUGAUUCUGGAGCUCAACGGUGAAGAAAUUGUUCGAUCCGAUCCUCACGUCGGUCUGCUUCACCGUGGUACCGAGAAGUUGAUCGAGUACAAGACCUAUAUGCAGGCCCUACCCUACUUCGACCGAUUGGACUAUGUCUCCAUGAUGACGAACGAGCAGUGCUUCUCUCUUGCUGUUGAGAAGCUGUUGAACGUCGAAAUCCCCGAUCGUGCCAAAUGGAUCCGUACUUUGUUCGGCGAGAUGACCCGUAUCCUGAACCACCUCAUGUCCAUCCUGUCCCACGCCAUGGAUGUUGGUGCUUUGACUCCUUUCCUAUGGGGUUUCGAGGAGCGUGAGAAGCUCAUGGAAUUCUACGAGCGUGUCUCCGGUGCUCGUCUCCACGCUGCCUACGUUCGCCCCGGUGGUGUGUCGCAAGAUAUCCCGCUCGGCCUUUUGGACGACAUCUACCAGUGGGCUACCCAGUUCGGUGACCGUAUCGAUGAGACCGAGGAGCUGCUCACGGACAACCGUAUCUGGAAGGCCAGAACCCAGGGUGUUGGUGUUGUCAACGCUACCGAUGCGCUCAACAUGAGUUUCACUGGUGUCAUGCUCCGUGGUUCCGGUGUUCCCUUCGAUAUCCGCAAGUCGCAGCCCUACGAUGCCUACGACCAGGUUGAAUUCGAUGUCCCUGUCGGUGUUAACGGUGACUGCUACGACCGUUACCUCUGCCGUAUGGAAGAGUUCCAUCUCCCCCCUCCCCGUGCCGCCAUGAAGGAGAACAUGGAGGCUCUCAUUCACCACUUCCUGCUUUUCACCAAGGGUUACUCUGUUCCCCCUGGUGAGACUUACUCAGCCAUCGAGGCCCCCAAGGGUGAGAUGGGUGUAUUCCUCGUCAGUGACGGUAGCGAGCGGCCAUACCGCUGCAAGAUCCGUGCUCCUGGUUUCGCUCACUUGGGUGGUUUCGACCAGGUGUCUCGUGGUCACCUUCUGGCCGACGCUGUCGCCAUUAUUGGUACCAUGGAUCUCGUGUUCGGUGAGGUUGAUCGGUAA
Molecule: messenger RNA, 1347 nt
Organism: Penicillium nucicola
Lineage: Eukaryota; Fungi; Ascomycota; Eurotiomycetes; Eurotiales; Aspergillaceae
Product: NADH-quinone oxidoreductase subunit D
Exons: 4
Coding region: 1-1347 (448 amino acids)
Biological process (GO): mitochondrial electron transport, NADH to ubiquinone
Molecular function (GO): NAD binding; NADH dehydrogenase (ubiquinone) activity; quinone binding
Source: RefSeq, a predicted model, not a curated record